AUGCAUGGCUUGGCAUCUUCUUUCCAAGAAGAUGCCCCCAGGCCAGCUCCUCCAGCUGCUCCAGAGACCUGGAAACAGAGGGCCCAGGACGAGGAGCAGGAAGAAGAGGACAAAUAUGAACUGCCGCCCUGUGAGGCUCUGCCCCUCAGUCUGGCCCCUGCCCACCUUGCUGGUACUGAGGAGGACUCCUUGUACCUGGAGCAGAGUAGACCAGCCAGAGUGCCACCUGAGGAGAACAUCUACUUGGAGUGUGAGCCCGGCCCCGGACACCCUUCUGCCUUUGGUCCUGCUGACCUGAACUGGGACCAGGGAGAUGAUGCCUAUGGCAUGGGCUGGCCUGGCCUCUCUGUUUUACUCUCGGCCUUGACUCAGGAUCUGAGCUCCCUGGUCCUGGUGUCCCCAGUCCUGCCAAGGACACCAGUGACACCCAGACCUACUGCAUCCCAGGGAGCAGCAGGGAUCCCCUCUAAAGCAGAAAGGAGACCAUCUCUUCCUCCUGAGGCUCCCAGCCAGAGCAGCUCAGCUGCGGAGUACGCCAGCUUCCUGGGGCAGCCCUGGUAUUCCAGCAUCUCUGAUCGUCAGGCGGUGGAGAGUGCCCUGUUCCGCUUGCAAAAGGACGGGACCUACACGGUGCGCCCCAGCUCAGGGCCCCAUAGCUCGCAACCCCUCACCCUAGCCGUGUUCCUCCAAGGCCGAGUCUACAACGUCCCCAUCCGCCGGCUGGAUGGUGGAGGCCACUUUGUCCUGGGCCGGGAGAGCAGGCUCCACAAAGAGGACCUGCCUCCCACACCGCUCUUCUCCUCUGUGGUGGCCAUGGUCCAGCACUACACCCAGCACCCCCUGCCCCUUGUGGACAGCCACGGGGGCAGCCGGGGAGUCACCAGACUGCUAUUUCCCACCAAGCCCUGGGGGCCAGGUAUACAUCCCUCUUCGGCCCUGCGUGUCCCUCUCACCUGUCUCUGGCACACCAAUCUCUCCCCCAGCCCCCUACCAGCCUCCCACGAGAAGCUCUGGCAAUGCUACUGGAGUGGAAGAAGGGUGCUGAAGGCCCCACCCAGGCUCACCCAGAUCUUGACACUGCCCCCUUCUAGCUAUGUCUCCAAGGUUACUCCCCAGUCGCAGCCUCAAGAUCGGGCCUUUAGCCCUCAGACGGCCAGUGCCAAAAAGGACAAAGGCUAG
Molecule: messenger RNA, 1179 nt
Organism: Ochotona princeps (American pika)
Lineage: Eukaryota; Metazoa; Chordata; Mammalia; Lagomorpha; Ochotonidae
Gene: SH2D6
Product: SH2 domain containing 6
Exons: 13
Coding region: 1-1179 (392 amino acids)
Biological process (GO): intracellular signal transduction; cell surface receptor protein tyrosine kinase signaling pathway
Cellular component (GO): cytoplasm
Source: RefSeq, a predicted model, not a curated record